This is a messenger RNA of Athene cunicularia (burrowing owl), 5466 nucleotides long. RefSeq names its product sodium voltage-gated channel alpha subunit 4 (gene SCN4A). Gene Ontology annotation, molecular function: voltage-gated sodium channel activity; protein binding. Gene Ontology annotation, biological process: membrane depolarization during action potential; sodium ion transmembrane transport; neuronal action potential. Lineage: Eukaryota; Metazoa; Chordata; Aves; Strigiformes; Strigidae. Gene Ontology annotation, cellular component: axon; plasma membrane; voltage-gated sodium channel complex. The transcript has 24 exons. The record is from RefSeq and is a predicted model, not a curated record.
AUGGCCGGCCUGCUACACAUUCCGGGCCCCGAGCACCUUCGCCCCUUCACCCCCGCCUCGUUGGCUGCCAUCAAGCAGCGCAUCGCCGAGGCAAAGGCGCUCAAGAUAAAGCGGCAGCAAGUGGAGCUGCCCGAGGAAGAGGAGAUCAAGCCCAGAAGUGACCUGGAAGCUGGCAAGAACCUGCCUCUCAUCUAUGGUGACCCACCACUGGAGCUCAUCGGGACCCCCUUGGAGGACCUGGACCCUUUCUACAAGGAUAAGAAGACAUUCAUAGUCCUCAACAAAGGGAAGUCCAUCUUCCGCUUCUCAGCAACCCCUGCCCUCUACCUGCUGGGGCCCUUCCACCCCAUCCGCAGAGGAGCCAUCAAAGUGCUUAUCCAUUCAUAUCCUUGCUUUCUGUGAUGUUUUAAAUUAUUCAGCAUGGUCAUCAUGAUCACGAUUUUAACCAACUGUGUGUUUAUGACGAUGAGCAACCCCCCGGCAUGGUCCAAGAACGUGGAAUACACUUUCACUGGGAUAUACACCUUCGAGUCCCUCAUCAAGAUACUGUCGAGAGGCUUCUGCAUCGACAGCUUCACAUUCCUGCGUGACCCGUGGAAUUGGCUGGACUUCAUGGUCAUCUCCAUGGCCUACAUUACUGAGUUCGUGGACCUGGGGAACAUCUCUGCUCUCAGGACCUUCCGUGUCCUUCGUGCCUUGAAAACCAUCACCGUGAUACCAGGGCUGAAGACAAUCGUUGGGGCUUUGAUCCAGUCGGUGAAGAAGCUCUCGGACGUCAUGAUCCUCACUGUCUUCUGCCUGAGCGUGUUUGCCCUGAUCGGUCUCCAACUCUUCAUGGGGAACCUCCGGCAGAAGUGUGUGCGGUGGCCCCCCCUCAACGACACUCUGCUGGGAGACUUGGGGCUGAACAACGACACAUUGGCCAAUGCAACACUCUACGGCAACUUCACCGAUGGCAUCACCAGCAACUUCACCAGCAACUUCACCAGCAAUAGCACCUUUGAUUUUGAGGCCUACAUCAAUGAUGAAGCCAAUUUCUACUUUCUGGAUGGAGCGCUUGAUGCCCUGCUGUGUGGGAACAGCAGUGAUGCUGGGAAGUGCCCUGAAGGGUACCAGUGCAUGAAGGCGGGCAGGAACCCGAACUACGGCUACACCAGCUACGAUACCUUCAGCUGGGCUUUCCUGGCCCUCUUCCGCCUCAUGACGCAGGACUUCUGGGAGAACCUCUUCCAGCUGUUGCAGGACCGGCGGUCCAGCGGCAGUUCCCUGCCCAGCAGCACGGCCGAGAAGGAGCGCGACUCGGACCUGAACAGUGACCAGGACAAGGCAAAGAACUGCAACGGGCAAGUGGUCCCCAAGGUCGUGCUGCAGCGGUCCGCCACAGUGAUUGAUUUCAAUCCAACCAAUGAGCCGGAGAAAUCAGACCACAACCACCUCACUGUGGGCAACCAGGAUGGGCCAGGCCUGGAGAAGAGGGUGGGGAGCGCCAUCAGCGUCAUCUCCAAUGCUGUGGAAGAGCUGGAGGAAGCUCACCAGAAGUGCCCACCUUGGUGGUACAAAUUUGCCCACACGUUCCUGGUCUGGAACUGCUGUCCCCCCUGGCUGAAGCUGAAGGAGUUUGUCAAGCUGGUGGUGAUGGACCCCUUCGUGGACCUGGGCAUCACCAUCUGCAUUGUGCUCAACACGCUCUUCAUGGCCAUGGAGCAUUACCCCAUGACGGAGGAGUUUGAGAACGUGCUCUCCGUGGGGAACCUGGUCUUUACGGGGAUCUUCACUGCAGAGAUGGUUCUGAAGCUCAUUGCUCUGGACCCCUACGAGUAUUUCCAGCAGGGCUGGAACAUCUUUGACAGCAUCAUCGUCACCCUGAGCCUGGUGGAGCUGGGCCUGGCCAAUGUGCAAGGGCUCUCCGUGCUCCGCUCCUUCCGCUUGCUGAGGGUUUUCAAGCUCGCCAAGUCCUGGCCCACCCUCAACAUGCUCAUCAAGAUCAUCGGCAAUUCAGUGGGCGCCCUGGGGAACCUCACGCUGGUGCUGGCCAUCAUCGUCUUCAUCUUCGCCGUGGUGGGGAUGCAGCUUUUUGGAAAGAGCUACAUAGAGUGUGUGUGCAAGAUCUCCGUCGACUGCACGCUGCCCCGCUGGCACAUGAAUGACUUCUUCCACUCCUUCCUCAUCGUCUUCCGCAUCCUCUGCGGGGAGUGGAUCGAGACCAUGUGGGACUGCAUGGAGGUGGCUGGCCAGACCAUGUGCCUCAUCGUCUUCAUGAUGGUCAUGGUCAUUGGGAACCUCGUGGUGCUGAAUCUGUUUUUAGCUUUGCUGCUGAGCUCCUUCAGCGCCGAUAGCCUGGCAGCAUCUGACGAUGAUGGAGAGAUGAACAAUUUGCAGAUCGCUAUUGGCAGGAUCAGCAGGGGGAUCGACUUUGUAAAGACCUCUGUCCUCAUGCUGCUCCGCAGGCUGUGGAAAGGGAAGAAGGUAGCCCCAGAGGAAGAGCAAGAGCCCAAUAAGAGGGACAACUCUGUGCUAAACCAUGUGGACACUGGCCAGGAGCCCAAGUCGGAGUACCUGGAUGGAGUCACUGGCAAAGAGCACUUUUUCAUGGAUGAACUGGACCACAUGAAUUUCAUCAACAACCCCAACCUGACGGUGCAAGUCCCCAUCGCCUCAGAAGAGUCUGACCUCUAUGAGGAGACGAGCACCCAGUCUGACACUGAAGACACCAAGAAUCCCCUCUCCAGUGACAACGCGUCGUCCCUGUGCAGCACCGUGGAUUACAAGCCCCCGCCACCGGAGGAGGAGGAAGUGGCAGAAGAGGCUGAGGCCAGCAACGAGCCUGAGGAUUGCUUCACCGAAGCCUGUGUGAAGAGGUUUCCCUGCCUCUACGUGGACAUCACCAGCGACAGAGGGAAGGUCUGGUGGAACAUCCGGAAAACCUGCUUCCGCAUCGUGGAACACGACUGGUUCGAGACCUUCAUCGUCUUCAUGAUCCUCCUCAGCAGUGGGGCGCUGGCUUUUGAGGACAUCUACAUUGAACAACGAAAGGUGAUACGCACCAUCCUGGAGUACGCUGACAAGGUCUUCUCCUACAUCUUCGUCAUUGAGAUGUUGCUCAAGUGGGUGGCCUAUGGCUUCAAGGUAUACUUCACCAACGCAUGGUGCUGGCUGGAUUUCCUCAUUGUUGAUGUUUCCAUCAUCAGCCUGACAGCAAACUGGCUGGGAUACUCUGAGCUAGGAGCCAUCAAGUCCCUGCGGACACUGAGGGCUCUGAGACCACUGCGUGCCCUGUCCAGAUUUGAAGGCAUGAGGGUGGUGGUGAAUGCCUUGCUGGGCGCCAUCCCUUCCAUCAUGAACGUCCUGCUGGUCUGCCUCAUCUUCUGGCUGAUAUUCAGCAUUAUGGGGGUGAACCUCUUUGCAGGGAAGUACUAUCGAUGCAUCAACACCACCUCAGGGGAGAUCUUUGACAUCAGUGUGGUGAACAAUAGGAGCGACUGCAUGGCUCUCCUCCACACCAACGAGGUCAGAUGGGUCAACGUCAAGGUCAACUUCGACAACGUGGGCUUGGGAUACCUCUCUUUGCUGCAGGUGGCAACCUUCAAAGGCUGGAUGGACAUCAUGUAUGCUGCCGUGGACUCACGCGAGAUUGAAGAGCAACCGAUGUAUGAGAUCAACAUCUACAUGUACAUCUACUUCGUCAUCUUCAUCAUCUUUGGUGCCUUCUUCACCCUGAACCUCUUCAUUGGUGUCAUAAUCGACAACUUCAACCAGCAGAAGAAAAAGUUUGGAGGCAAAGACAUCUUCAUGACAGAAGAGCAGAAGAAAUACUACAAUGCCAUGAAGAAGCUCGGCUCCAAGAAACCCCAGAAGCCCAUCCCCAGGCCAUCGAACAAGUUUCAAGGGAUGGUGUUUGACUUUGUUACCAAGCAAGUGUUUGACAUAACCAUCAUGAUCCUGAUCUGUCUUAACAUGGUGACCAUGAUGGUCGAAACAGAUGAUCAAAGUGAACUCAAAACAUCUGUCCUCUACAAGAUAAACCUGGUCUUCAUCGUCAUCUUCACUGGAGAGUGUGUACUCAAAAUGUUCGCCUUGCGUUACUACUACUUCACUAUUGGCUGGAACAUCUUUGACUUUGUGGUGGUUAUCCUCUCCAUCUUAGGUAUCGUCCUCUCAGAUAUCAUAGAGAAGUACUUCGUAUCACCCACCCUCUUCAGGGUCAUCAGGCUGGCAAGGAUUGGCCGUGUCCUCCGGCUGAUCCGAGGGGCAAAAGGCAUCCGAACUCUCCUCUUUGCUCUGAUGAUGUCCCUGCCCGCCCUGUUCAACAUUGGUCUUUUGCUUUUCCUCGUCAUGUUCAUCUACUCCAUCUUUGGGAUGUCCAACUUCGCCUAUGUGAAGAAGGAGGCGGGGAUCGAUGACAUGUUCAACUUUGAAACUUUUGGGAACAGCAUCAUUUGCCUCUUCCAGAUCACCACAUCGGCUGGAUGGGAUGGCCUCCUCAGCCCGAUCCUGAACAGCGGUCCCCCUGACUGUGACCCCCACCUGGAAAACCCUGGCAGUUCAGUAAAAGGGGACUGUGGCAAUCCAUCCAUCGGCAUCUUCUUCUUCUGCAGCUACAUCAUCAUUUCCUUUCUCAUUGUGGUGAACAUGUACAUCGCCAUCAUCCUGGAGAACUUCAGUGUGGCCACGGAGGAGAGCAGCGAACCCCUCUGUGAAGAUGAUUUUGAAAUGUUUUAUGAAAUCUGGGAGAAGUUUGACCCGGAUGCCACGCAGUUCAUUGCAUACAGCACUUUGUCUGACUUUGUAGACACCUUACAGGAGCCACUCAAAAUUCCCAAGCCAAACAAGAUCAAGCUAAUCACCAUGGAUCUACCAAUGGUUGCUGGUGACAAAAUCCACUGUCUGGAUAUCCUCUUUGCCCUGACUAAGGAAGUGCUGGGAGACUCAGGAGAAAUGGAUGCCUUGAAGGCCACCAUGGAGGAGAAGUUCAUGGCUGCAAACCCCUCAAAGGUUUCCUAUGAACCCAUAACCACCACUCUGAAAAGGAAACACGAGGAAGUCUGUGCUACAAAAAUCCAGAGGGCUUUCCGGAGGUACCUCCUGAGGCGCUCGGUGAAGCAGGCCUCCUACAUGUACAGGCACAGUAAGGAUGAAGAUGCCCUGAGGGAGGACGCACCUGAGAAGGAAGGUCUGAUCGCCACCAAAAUGAACGAGAUGUAUGGGAACAGUGGGACAGAUGUGGAGACAGCCCCUGCCUUUGAUCUUGCACCCGUUCCCAGCUCAGAAACACAAGAUGCUCCUGGAGAAGCAAAAGCAUGGGAUAAGGAACGCGUUGUGAAAGAGUCGCUGGUAUAACAGAAAGAGGCUUCCAUCUCUUGCCCAGCCUGAAAAGACUUCAUUUGUACCUGCUUUUCAGAGCUCUUCCAUCUACAGAUCAGUGGAUCUUAGACACUGAGCUAAUUUCAGAUAUUUCAAGUAGACACC